Messenger RNA from Oikopleura dioica, 498 nucleotides. NCBI's taxonomy places the organism in Eukaryota, Metazoa, Chordata, Appendicularia, Copelata, Oikopleuridae. The record is from the annotation of a GenBank genome assembly.
AUGUUUCUUUUGUCAAUUUUAUUCAUCAAAAUUCAAGCAGAGAACUGUUAUGCAGUCGCUACAGGAGGGCGAGAAGCAGGGCAUUAUUCAAACGCAACUCAGAUAGUCGACUUUGCCCGGAACUCACAUGUGGUCAAGAAGGGCGGCGACUUGCCUGAGGCGCGUGCUGGCCAUACGAUCGUUGCGGCAGAUGGAAGUGGUGGAAAAGUUGCAUUUGUUCUAGGCGGUCGGUCGGUCGGACAAACCCGGACAGACAUCUUCUGUCUUGGAACGAAUUAUGAGUGGUCAACUUGCGGUGAACUUGUCGAUGCACGCGAAGGUCACGUGUCUAUUAAUUAUGGGCGUUCUAUCUUUUCCUGUGGAGGUCAGCAUAACUCGAAAGUGCUGAGUUCUUGUGAGAAAUUUGACUUGGAUACUUUUGCUUCCCGGCCAAUUCUGACUACUUUGAGGAAAGGAAGAAGAUCUGGAGCUUCUGUCGUUUCUGGAUCAAAGGAAUAG